Messenger RNA from Xyrauchen texanus (razorback sucker), 2109 nucleotides. Its product is annotated as rod cGMP-specific 3',5'-cyclic phosphodiesterase subunit alpha-like. The record is from RefSeq and is a predicted model, not a curated record. Lineage: Eukaryota; Metazoa; Chordata; Actinopteri; Cypriniformes; Catostomidae. The transcript has 4 exons. Gene Ontology annotation, biological process: signal transduction. The coding region runs from base 219 to 605 and encodes 128 amino acids. Gene Ontology annotation, molecular function: 3',5'-cyclic-nucleotide phosphodiesterase activity.
AUAUGCAUUUUGGAGCUUCAAAAUUUUGGUACCCAUUCACUUGAGCAGUGAGGACUUACAGAGCUGAGAAAUUAUUCUAAAAAUCUUUGUUUGUGUUCUACAGAAGAAAGAAAGUCAUACACAGCUGGGAUGGCAUGAAGAUGAGUAAAUGAUAAGAGUAAUUUUUAGAAAUUCCAUAUUAAGUUAAUAAAUAUUAACUUAAUAUUGACAGUAGCUGUAUGUGCACUAUCCUGCAGGUGGCGUUGUCUGUGGCAGCAGAAUUCUGGGAACAGGGUGAUCUGGAGAGAACAGUGUUGGAGCAGCAGCCCAUUCCCAUGAUGGACCGGAACAAAGCAGAUGAACUUCCCAAACUGCAGUGUGGUUUUAUUGAUUUUGUCUGUGCUUUUGUGUACAAGGAGUUCUCUCGCUUCCAUGUGGAGAUCACACCCAUGUUAGAUCGUCUUCUGAACAACAGGAAGGAGUGGAACGCUCUCAAAGAAGUAUAUGAAGCCAAGAUGGCCAAACUUGAAGAGGCCAAGAAAGCUAAAGAGGAAGCUGCAGCCACCACCAAACAAGGUAAUGUGGCCCAGAGUGCAUCACAGUCCAAGACCUGUGUCAUCACCUAGAUGUCAAACUCCAGAAAAACAGACAAAUGCACGUCAAUGUAAUCAUAAUUUGAUCCACUUUCAUAAUUUUGUCUGCAGGAUGUCCUCUCACACUAUUAUUACACAAGCCCAGAGUUUAUAGUUAAAGAAAACCAUUUAGUGAUAGAAAAAGACUGGUUUCUUGUAAUAUCACAGAAUGGUGACACCAGGGUUGAGAUUAUGUCUUUAACAAACCUGUGCAGAUUAGGCCACUCAUAUAUACUAAAUAACAUACAGUUGUUGACAUUGAAAAUCUGGAUUUGAAAAUCAAAUUUAAUCCUGGAAAUAAAAAAACUCUAGGAUUUCAUUUUCUAAUUUACUUGAAAAUGUCCCACAAAUUUUUCCUAUUGGCCAUGUUAGCUUCUUUUUAUGAAAAAGAUUUUCUUGCUUCCAUUGAAGCACACAACAUACUCUUUGUAACAUUUUCAAAUCAUACUGUGUAAAUAUAUAUACUAAUAUAAUUUACACUCACUGAGCACUUUAUUAGGAACACUAUGGUCCUAAUAAAGUGCCUGACAUGGUCUUCUGCUGUUGUAGCUUAUCCGCCUCAAGGUUUGAAUUAUAUUCUUCUCACCACAAUUGUAUAGAUUGGCUAUCUGAGUUACAGUAGCCUUCCUGUAAGUGAACCAGUCUGGCCAUUCUCCGUUGACCUCUCUCCUUAACAAGGCAUUUUAUUUUGUUUUUGGGACCAUUUGGAGUAAAUUCUAGAGACUGUUGUGCAUGAAAAUCCCAGGAGAUCAGCAGUUACAGAAAUACCCAUCUGGCACCAACAAUCAUGCCAUGGUCCAAAUGACAUUUUUCCCCAUUCUGAUGGUUUAUGUGAAUAUUAACUGAAGCUCCUGAUCUGUAUCUGCAUGAUUUUAUGCAUUGUACUGCUGCUACACGAUUGGCUGAUUAGAUAAUCGCAUGGAUGAUUGUUGGUGCCAGAUGUGCUGGUUUGAGUAUUUCUGUAACUGCUGAUUUCCUGGGAUUUUCAGGCACAACAGGCUCUAGAAUUUACUCCAAAUGGUGCCAAAAACAAAAAACAUCCAGUUAGGGGCAGUUCUGUGGAAGGAAAGGCCUUGUUGAUGAGAGAAGUCAAUGGAGAAUGGCCAAACAGGUUUGAACUGACGAAAUCUACGGUAACUCCGAUAACCACUGUGGUGAGAAUAAUAGCAUCUCAGAAUGUUUUUGCUGCAAGAGGGGGACCUACACAAUAUUAGGCAUGUGGUUUUAAUGUUGUGGCUGAUCGGUGUAUACUAAUAUAUAGAAGUUCUAAUAGUAAUAGGAAAUAAAAAUGUUCGAUUCACAUUUUCCUAAGUUGUUACGUUGAUAAUUUGUAUCAAAGUAAAUAAAUGCUAAAUAGAAUGUGUAGAAUUCCGAGUUUUUCGGACUCCACUAUACAUAGUGAACAAACAGAGUGUAGUAUGUAUACAGGUGAAAAAUACAUAUUACAAUUUUAUGCUAUUAAUAUUAAUAUGUAGCAAUGCAUAAAUAAAAGAUCAAA